Messenger RNA from Nicotiana tabacum (common tobacco), 785 nucleotides. Its product is annotated as transcription factor PRE6. NCBI's taxonomy places the organism in Eukaryota, Viridiplantae, Streptophyta, Magnoliopsida, Solanales, Solanaceae. The record is from RefSeq and is a predicted model, not a curated record. Gene Ontology annotation, molecular function: protein dimerization activity. Gene Ontology annotation, biological process: regulation of growth; regulation of DNA-templated transcription.
UUUUCUUAGUUUCCCUGACAAGUUAAGUGACAAUGUCAAGCAGAAGAUCACGUUCCAGACAAUCUUCAGGAGUUUCCAGAAUAAGUGAUGAUCAAAUCGCCGAUCUCGUUUCCAAGUUACAACAACUUAUUCCUGAAAUCCGUAAUAGGCGUUCUGACAAGGUUUCAGCUUCAAAAGUGUUGCAAGAAACUUGCAACUAUAUAAGGAAUUUACACAGCGAAGUGGAUGGGCUAAGUGAUAGAUUAUCACAGCUUUUGGAAUCAACUGAAAGUGACAGUGCUCAAGCUUCUAUUAUUAGAAGCUUACUUAUGUGAUGAUAGCAACUUCAACAAGUAGCUAUAUAUUAGCUCAACUUCUACUUGAUUAAAAAUUCUAUUAAGAUGCAGCAGUUAUUAAUUACUAUUAAUUAGGGCUUUGGCCGCUAGGUCAAAGUAGGAGAGGGACCAUCCUUGGCUCCACUCCAAGGGGUUUUCUCUCGUUUUUUUUAAUUUUAUAUUUUCCCAUCCCAUGUGUACCUGGGUCAUUCGCGCUUUGCUUAGACUAGCUAGCAUUAGCAAGCUAUGUCACAUAUAUAGAUUUAAAAUAAGAGGGACAAUAUCUACUUAGAUUUGCCAAUGUUUUAUAUAUUAGAGUAGUUUUUAAUUUACUGAUGAUGUUGUAUUGUUGUAUCCAUCCAUUUAAAGAGCUGAUGCUACUUUGAUCUCAGCCUUAAUUUGUUGAGUAUGUAAGUAUUCAAGAUAUUUUUAUCAUCUAAUAAUAUCAUUUUAUCUUCUUUUUUUCUCAUA